CUUAUUUGGGUCCUCAAGUAUAGUAAACAACACCAGUUAGCGAGCAGAGCCGAAACGAAUUAGAAUUUAACACUGAAUGCGGUUUGAGUUUAGAAUAUAUCAUGGAUGAAAGUGAACUAGAGAGGAAAGCAGUGGAGGAACUCCUUAAAGAAACUAGUCGAGCAAAAGUCCGUGCCGAGACGAUGGGUGCUACUGGAUGGAUGAAAUGUCCUCUUGGAAGCACAAACAAGCGUUUUCUGCUGAACACUCUUCGUUCUUCUGCUCUGACGCGUCAGCCUGCGAAUCAGCGCGCUUCUGAGAGGGAAAGAGAUGAGCAUAAGUACAAAAGAGCUUGUGAAAAACAUCGUAACACGGACUGUGAAAAGUGCAAUCACAAAAAAGACUAUACACACAGAAGAUACCACUCUGACUCUCAUUCACACACUUCAAAACACCGCUCUACCUCACACAGUCAUUCAUCAUCCCGAUGCCACUCCCCACACCUCUCCCGGAAAUCCAAAAGGACUCGAUCUCGCUCACCAGUGCGGGACAGUUCUCCAGAUGUCAAAAAAUACACUGACAGAGGGGGGAAAUGAUGUAACAGGGUUUCUAGCGUUUAUAGCUUACAUGAGAUCUUUACAUGUCUUGGUUGUAGCAACACCUAUGAAUACCGAACAGUAUGAAAGCAUUCUUCAAAUUUCCAUUUGCCAUCAUAUCCCUGAAAAAUACAAUUAUUGUGUACUGCGAAUUUCCCUUCGGGUUUGUUUUUCUUGUUCAUUUAGGUAUAUAAAUGUUUGUGUAAACACACUGUGUGUGUGUUUAUAUAAUUUAGUGCUGUCAAGCGAUUAAUGGCGUCCAAAAAUAAAAGUUUUUGUUUUGUUUACACAAUAUACCUGUGUGUACUGUUUAUAUUUAUUAUGUAUAUAUAAACACACACAUGCAUGUAUAUAUUUAGGAAAAUGUUUUGUUGAUAUAUUAAAUAUAUUUAUAUAUGAUGUAAAUAUAUACAUGCAAAUACAUGUAUGUGUAUAUAGAGUACACACUUUUAUUUUGGAUGCGAUUAAUCUUGAUUACUCGUUUGACAACUGAUACACAACUUAACCAGCAAUAAACAUUGUUUUCGUAGCUACAUUCGUAAUUAUCCCAGCAUGUAUCAGCAAUAAUUUCUGUUUUCUCAGUAAUAGUCUUUGGUUUUUAAAAAUCAGCGCUUGUGCAAUAAACGCUAGUGUUAUGAGCCACGUUGUCAUUUUUCAAU
Labeo rohita (rohu) is the source of this 1234-nucleotide messenger RNA. Its product is annotated as protein POLR1D-like. Bases 102 to 575 code for a protein of 157 amino acids. NCBI's taxonomy places the organism in Eukaryota, Metazoa, Chordata, Actinopteri, Cypriniformes, Cyprinidae. The transcript has 3 exons. The record is from RefSeq and is a predicted model, not a curated record.